Molecule: messenger RNA, 1045 nt
Organism: Nycticebus coucang (slow loris)
Lineage: Eukaryota; Metazoa; Chordata; Mammalia; Primates; Lorisidae
Product: olfactory receptor 1086-like
Exons: 1
Coding region: 95-1045 (316 amino acids)
Biological process (GO): sensory perception of smell; G protein-coupled receptor signaling pathway
Cellular component (GO): membrane
Molecular function (GO): odorant binding; G protein-coupled receptor activity; olfactory receptor activity
Source: RefSeq, a predicted model, not a curated record
AUUCCCUUGAGUCACAGUUUUGUUCAUUCCGUUGUACAGUAACAGGAACUGUAAUUUUAUGAGUAUCUUCAUGUUUGUUCCAUGGAAUUGAAACAUGAAGAACAUCACUGAAGUUACCACGUUUGUACUGAAGGGCUUCACAGAUGAUCCUGGACUGCAGAUCACCCUUUUCCUCCUGUUUCUAGCAAUCUACCUCUUCACUCUUCUGGGAAACUUAGGGCUGAUCAUAUUGGUCACUGGGGACUCCCGGCUCCACACCCCCAUGUACUAUUUCCUCAGCGUUUUGUCUUCUGUGGACGCCUGCUACUCCUCAGUCAUUAGCCCAAAUAUGUUAGUAGAUUUUAUAUCCCAAAACAAAUCCAUUUCAUUCCUUGGUUGUGCAGCACAGAUGUUUCUUGCUGUUACUCUUGGAACCACAGAAUGCUUUCUGUUGGCUGCGAUGGCUUAUGACCGCUAUGUAGCCAUCUACAACCCUCUGCUGUACGCUGUGACCAUGUCACCCAGAGUCUAUGUGCCACUCAUCACCGCCUCCUAUGUUGGGGGAAUUCUGCACGCUAUGUUACACACAGUGGCCACUUUCAGCCUCUCCUUCUGUGGAUCCAAUGAAAUUAGACAUGUCUUUUGUGACAUCCCUCCCCUCCUUGCUCUGUCAUGUUCCGACACGCGCAUAAACCAGCUUCUGCUGUUCUCCGUUGCUGGAUGCAUUGAGAUAGUCACCAUCCUGAUUGUCCUGGUCUCCUAUGGUUUCAUACUGGCGGCCAUUCUGAGGGUGCGCUCUGCGGAAGCAAAGAGAAAAGUCUUCUCCACGUGCGGCUCACACCUGACUGGGGUGUCUGUUUUUCAUGGCACUGUUCUCUUCAUGUAUGUAAGGCCAAGUUCCAGUUACGCUUUGGAACAGGACAUGAUCGUUUCAAUAUUUUACACCAUCGUGAUUCCCAUGCUGAAUCCCAUCAUCUACAGUUUGAGGAACAAAGAUGUGAAAGAGGCCAUGAAAAAAGUGUUUGGGAAAAAUCACAUUAUCCGUAAAGUCCAUUUUUCACACUAA